Populus trichocarpa (black cottonwood) is the source of this 3274-nucleotide messenger RNA. RefSeq lists its product as uncharacterized. The coding region runs from base 106 to 2730 and encodes 874 amino acids. The transcript has 12 exons. The record is from RefSeq and is a predicted model, not a curated record. Gene Ontology annotation, molecular function: protein binding. Lineage: Eukaryota; Viridiplantae; Streptophyta; Magnoliopsida; Malpighiales; Salicaceae.
UUACCCCUUUCCACAAUAACACUCCACAGAAGAAGGGAAAAUACAGAGAGCUUUUCUCAAAAAAAUAAAAAAUCAAUGCAUAUCUUCUUCUGUUAAAUCAAUCAAAUGGCAGCAGCAGCAGCAGCAUCGCAAUAUCCGAAAGAAGGAGAGGGUUCAUACAGGAUGGAAAUGACAAUUCAAACCUCAGACAAUGACGGAACAAGCACCGAACUCCGUGCACUCGACUGUAACCUCACCUCUCUCUGUGAUCACAUCCAAAUCGAAGGUUUCAAUUCAGGUUCUUUCUCCGAUAUCAUCGUCCACGCCAUGGGCUCCACCUACCACCUCCAUCGCCUCAUCCUCUCACGCAGCUCUUACUUCCGGAAUAUGUUGCAUGGUCCAUGGAAAGAAGCGAGCUCGCCUGUUGUUACAUUAAAAGUGGAUGAUAAAAAUGUGAAUGCGGAGGCAAUUGCUAUGGCUUUGGCUUAUUUGUACGGACAUCACCCUAAGCUUAAUGAUAUUAACGCCUUUCGCGUCUUAGCUGCGGCUUCAUUUCUUGACCUUCAGGAUUUGUGUGCAAUUUGUACGGAUUUUAUUAUUUCCGAAUUGUGGACUUCGAAUUUCUUGGCUUAUCAGGUGUUUGCGGAGAGUCAAGAUUAUGGAAUACACGGGGAACGUGUGAGAAAUGCUUGCUGGGGUUACCUUUGUCAAAGUGGUGCGAUUGAGUUGAAAGAGGUACUUCCAAAACUUUCCUCUCAAACUCUGCAUGCAUUACUGACUUCAGAUGAACUGUGGGUAUCUAGUGAAGAGAAACGGUUUGAACUGGCACUGUACACUCUUCUUGCAAAAGGUGCCUUUUGCAAGACUGAACAUUCUGAGCAAGGAAGUCCCAGUGCUGAGGCGAACAUGGAUGUUCAUUCUGACUCUUCGAAAGCAAAGGGAAAAAACUUGAGUGAUAACUGCACUAGUAAUGCAUUGGAAUCUGAACUUGGAUGCUUAGCUCUAAAAGAUGGCCUUGAGGGACAUGAUGCUGCUCGUAAUCUUCUGGUUGAGCUUGCUGAUGGUGUGGGUGACUUCCAGCCAGGGGUUUCUGUUUCCAAACAACAGGCUCAACAAGCUGCGUACACUCAAUCGAAUUUGGGGACACUACAUCCUUGCGAUAUGGGACAAUCUUCAUCACUGAGCAACUCAUUUUCAGUGAUGAAUGCAAAUGGAACCUCAUGUUCUUAUGUAGAAAUGCCAAUCAGUGCUGGAACAAGUGGACUAGAAUCUAGUGGAGUGGCUAUGGAGGGGCCAUCUGAAGACGGCUCAUACCAUUUGAAUAAUAAUAAUUGGCUUGCAAGCAACCAAUCUAGGAAUUGCAAUUCUCUAGACCCUUCCGGUAAUGGGCUCAUUCUCAAUGAUUGGGAAAGAUGUGACAUGCCUCAACUUUCAUGGGGUGGUAGGGUUGUGGGCAGAAGACAGGUGAAAGGUUAUGCUAAAGGGAACUGUGGAGUUCAUAGGGAGGAUUAUGAUACUUUCAUCAACAUAUUUGAAGGGGGUUCUCUUUUGUAUUGCAACAUGUCUUUUGAGGCACUUUUAAAUGUAAGAAAGCAGCUUGAAGAGUUGGGUUUUCCUUGCAAAGCUGUGAAUGAUGGUCUUUGGCUGCAGAUGCUUCUGAGCCAGAGGGUGCAGGAAAUUGGUGCUGACACUUGUAAAAUGUGCUGCCUAAUGAGUAUGGCAUGCACUUGCAGGCAGCCAUUUGGGAUUUCACAUGUAGUUGCCACCACAGGUUAUUACAUGCAAGAGCAUGAGCACCACAAUUCUUCUGGGGGUGUGACUAAUGUAUAUGUUGCUGAUUCUGGUCAAGGCGAGGGAAAUGGCCUCUUUAGGCCAGUACGAGUGCAUGUUAGGGGACCUAUUGAUGGGCUUGCAGGUAUUGGGCGUGGAACUACAUUUGUGCCAGCAGCUGCAUGGCCCCCUACACGUUUUGUUUUCUCUCGUGUGCCAUUUGGUAUGGGCAACAGAAAUUGCCAGCAGUCUGUUGCUAGUGAUGAUUCGGAGAACAGAACUGACCACAAUGGAGACCUAUCAGGGGAUGGGUUGACAGCUCUUGUUGGGUUAAGUCAAGGGGGGAGCAACUCGACUAUUCAUGGAGAGCAUAUGGAAAGAGGAUAUGAAACAGAUUUGCACGGAAGAUUGUCUAAAACAUCAGUUUCAGCACCGAGCACCAGUGGUAUUGCUGUCCAGAUGCUAGAAUCACCAGAACAUGCCAUUGGAUUUGAGUGGGAGAAUGCAAACAACUCCAUAUCGCUAGAUAUGAAAACACCUUUAAGUCAUUUCCCUCCAUUUCGUUUUGGGGUUGAAUUUGAGGAUGUGCACAGGCUCAGUGAUGGCCAAGUCAAGCACUCUCCGGAAAUCUUUUAUGCUGGUUCUCUCUGGAAGGUUAGUGUUCAAGCCUUUAAUGAUGAAGAUCCUCAAGGACGUCGAACUCUUGGGUUGUUUCUUCACCGGAGGAAGGCAGAGAUUACUGAUUCCCUCAGAAAGGUUCAUAUAUACGUGGACUCUCGUGAAAAGGUUACUGCUCGUUUUCAGCUGAUUUGUCCAUCAAAGAGAGAAGUAAUGGUGUUUGGAAGACUCAAACAAAGGGGCACUCUUUUACCUAAAGCUCCUAAGGGAUGGGGCUGGCGUGCUGCUUUGUUCUUCGAUGAGCUUGCAGAGCAACUCCAAAAUGGGACCUUGCGAGUGGCUGCGGUUGUGCAACUCGUGUGAAAUCAGAAAGUGGGCCUUCCUGAGUAUUUUUAGCUCAACUAUGGAAAUAUUGAUUCUUCAUGCAAGCUCAAAAUUGCUCUGCCGUGCCGUGUGCUGUUUAAGAUGUAAAAAAGAAAAAAACCAUAAGAGCAUUCUCCUUGUGCCUCACUUUGGCUGCAAUAUGAUGCAACAUUUCCAUAGUUCAGCUAUAACUGGAGACUGUAAUCCGGCGACCAUUACUUUCCCCAGAUUGUAGUGAUAACCAGGAGUGUCACCACCACAUGAAGCAAAGUGAUACUGGACGGAUAGAAAAUACUCCUUUGUUUGUUUAGUCUUCUGCUUGGCCUUUGCCGGAAUCAAGUUGAUUUGAUUAUAGAAUCGAUAGUUAUACACAGAAGAACGUCUGCCCCACCACAGAUCUUAUGUAUACUCAUAUGCUUGUAUCAAACUAGCUAUUUACAACGAUAAAUAAUUUUUAAAAUAUUCUUAUGAUAGCUAUACACCUAUUGUAUUUGAACUAAUUCUUGAAAUAUUUUGGUAAUGUGUUUGCUUAAUUUUCUUUUAA